Meriones unguiculatus (Mongolian gerbil) is the source of this 3007-nucleotide messenger RNA. It is a transcript of the gene Arsi, whose product is annotated as arylsulfatase family member I. Lineage: Eukaryota; Metazoa; Chordata; Mammalia; Rodentia; Muridae. The coding region runs from base 501 to 2216 and encodes 571 amino acids. The transcript has 2 exons. The record is from RefSeq and is a predicted model, not a curated record.
UUCUCUUGGGCUGUGUCCCUUCUCAGACACGCCCAGCUCAUGCCUCCCUCCCCUUCCCCCGUGGGGUCCUGCCCACCUCCCUACUGGGAGCACUGCUUUGAGGGGACUCUGGGAGGGGUCAGAAGCUCAGCUAGGGGAAUUGGGGGUCCGGGAGAGGGAGGAGAAAUGGAAAACAGAAGCGAGAGAAAUUAAGAGGCGGGAGGGACGGAGUGAAAAGGAAGCAAAGAGUCCGGGGAUGGUGGAGAGCACUUUUGGGAAGCCGCCACUCCACGACUCGACUCGGACUGGCCCGGCUGAGCUGGGGUAAAGGGAGCGGGGGCCGCGGGAGGAGGCUCGGCGCGGGCCUGACCUUCCCGGAGCGCCCUGCUGCCCGGACGCAGGUCCUGGACGAGAUCCCCGGGGGCUCUCGCUGCAUUCAGGCGGGAGGGUGAGCAGGCAGUGUGCCCCAGGCGCGGGAGGUUCCGAGGCCCUGGGAACCCCGCCGCCGGCCUGGCUUAGCGAUGCACGCUCUCUCAGGAUUCUCCCUGGUUAGCUUGCUCAGCUUGGGCUACCUGUCCUGGGAUUGGGCCAAGCCGGGCCUUGUGGCUGAUGGGCCUGCUGAGGCUGGCGAUCAGCCUUCGGAGGCUCCACCGCAGCCUCCACACAUUAUCUUCAUCCUCACCGACGACCAAGGGUACCACGACGUGGGCUACCAUGGCUCAGAUAUUGAGACCCCGACGCUGGACCGGCUGGCAGCUGAGGGCGUCAAGCUGGAGAAUUAUUACAUCCAGCCCAUAUGCACACCUUCGCGGAGCCAGCUGCUCACUGGCAGGUACCAGAUCCACACAGGAUUGCAACACUCCAUCAUCCGCCCACGGCAGCCCAACUGUCUGCCUCUGGACCAGGUGACACUGCCCCAGAAGCUACAGGAGGCAGGCUACUCCACCCACAUGGUGGGCAAGUGGCACCUGGGCUUCUACCGGAAGGAGUGCUUGCCUACCCGAAGGGGCUUCGACACCUUCUUGGGCUCCCUCACAGGCAAUGUGGACUAUUACACUUAUGACAACUGUGAUGGCCCGGGGGUUUGUGGUUUCGACCUGCAUGAGGGCGAGAGUGUGGCCUGGGGGCUCAGCGGCCAGUACUCCACCAUGCUCUAUGCCCAGCGUGCCAGCCACAUCCUAGCCAGCCACGAUCCCCAGAAGCCCCUCUUCCUCUACGUGGCUUUCCAGGCAGUACACACGCCCCUGCAGUCACCUCGAGAGUACCUUUACCGCUACCGUACAAUGGGCAACGUGGCUCGGCGCAAGUAUGCGGCCAUGGUGACCUGCAUGGACGAGGCUGUGCGCAACAUCACCUGGGCCCUCAAGCGCUACGGUUUCUAUAACAACAGUGUCGUUAUCUUCUCCAGUGACAACGGUGGCCAGACUUUCUCAGGGGGUAGCAACUGGCCCCUUCGAGGACGCAAGGGCACUUACUGGGAGGGUGGUGUGAGGGGCCUGGGUUUCGUCCACAGCCCCCUGCUCAAGAAAAAGAGGCGGACCAGUCGGGCCCUGGUGCAUAUCACAGACUGGUACCCAACACUGGUGGGCCUGGCGGGUGGCUCUACAUCGGCAGCCGAUGGACUGGACGGGUAUGAUGUGUGGCGGGCCAUCAGCGAGGGUCAGCCCUCGCCGCGCACAGAGAUCCUGCACAACAUCGACCCCCUCUACAACCAUGCCCAGCAUGGCUCCUUGGAGGGUGGCUUUGGCAUCUGGAAUACAGCCGUGCAGGCUGCUAUCCGGGUGGGAGAGUGGAAGCUGCUCACCGGAGACCCAGGUUACGGCGACUGGAUUCCACCGCAGACGCUGGCCUCCUUCCCUGGCAGCUGGUGGAACCUGGAGCGGAUGGCCAGCAUCCGCCAGGCCGUGUGGCUCUUUAACAUCAGUGCUGACCCUUAUGAGCGAGAGGACCUGGCUGGCCAGCGACCUGAUGUCGUCCGCACCCUGCUGGCUCGCCUAGCUGAUUAUAACCGAACCGCCAUCCCCGUGCGCUACCCGGCUGCGAACCCUCGGGCCCAUCCUGACUUUAAUGGGGGUGCUUGGGGCCCCUGGGCCAGCGAUGAGGAAGAAGAGGAGGAGGUGGAAGAAGGCAGGGCCAGAAGUUUCUCUCGAGGCCGACGCAAGAAGAAAUGCAAGAUUUGCAAGCUUAGAUCUUUUUUCCGUAAACUCAACACCAGGCUGAUGUCCCACCGGAUCUGAUGGCUGGGGGUGGCAGGGAAUCUCCGUUCCCCUUCAGAUGCUGUCCCAUUGCUGGUUCUCAGGGAGAAGGCCAAGGUCAAGUCUUCAUCUGCAGGCAUGUGAAGGGAGGGCACAGAAGCCCUCAGCUGAAUAGGGCAGGACUUGGGGAAGGGCACAAGCCAGGCUGGGAUGCCGGGGUUCCAGUCUUGCCUCUCUCCUGAUGUGUAUGUUCUAUCACCUCAGGUACCAAUAGCAGCAUUCUGCCUCCUCCUCACCUCUAAAAUGGGCUCUGGUGACUUUAUGAUUCUGGUGCACACGUGUGUCUGGGGCCAUGGCAGGUCCUUGCUGACCUCGCCACUUUCCAUAGGACUCAAGUCCAUGACCUUCUUUCUGGGUCUUUGUGGUGUUCUUAGAUAUCAGCUGGAGCAUUACCAUCUGGCUGUUCUGUUGAAGGACUCAGUGAGGGCGGACAGUGUAGGGUAUGAGAAUCUUCACAUUCCUGGAGCCUCAAGACUUGGGAGCCUAGUGGAAUGUUCCUCUUUUUUUCCCCAGCAUCCAGGGGCAACUGACUUGGGCCCUGAACAGCUGCUUAGUGAGGGUGGGGGAAACAGCUGUGAAAAGAGCCUUUGAACCAGUCAUCUCCUUUGUCCUUGAACACAGUCCUGCCUCCCCCAGGCCCUUGAUUUACCUACCUGCAAAGGGUAGGGAAGUGCUAGUCCUGGCUCUGCCUACCUCACGGGGCUGAAGAAAACUGGCCAAGCUAAUGGUUGUGGAGGAGACUGUGAACUUGAUUAAAGUGCCAUUACCCAGAA